Messenger RNA from Acanthoscelides obtectus, 283 nucleotides. NCBI's taxonomy places the organism in Eukaryota, Metazoa, Arthropoda, Insecta, Coleoptera, Chrysomelidae. The record is from the annotation of a GenBank genome assembly.
AGGUCGGCCACUCACAAGCAGAAGAGGAAAUGGUGGCUAGAGAAAUAGCUGAAAAACUGGGACAUACGUCUGGAAUAUCCUAUAGUGAUAUUGCUGCCACAGCUUCAGAAUUCGGUAGAAAAAAAUUAGCCAUCAAGCCAACGGAUUAGCAAUUUUCCUACUACCUUCAUGAGUUUCGGGACUACUCUGAACAUUUUCCGAAACCAUACCUAAAAAAGAAUUGAAUUUCAUUAUAUGUUAAUAACGCUAGGAUACCAAAAUGUUCGUAUCAUCUAAUCCUGGU